This is a messenger RNA of Varroa destructor (honeybee mite), 1445 nucleotides long. Its product is annotated as required for excision 1-B domain-containing protein-like. NCBI's taxonomy places the organism in Eukaryota, Metazoa, Arthropoda, Arachnida, Mesostigmata, Varroidae. The record is from RefSeq and is a predicted model, not a curated record.
GGUCGUUUUCUACAAUUUUCAAAGAGCAGUGGUGGUAACGACAGUUAUGCGAACUCGGUGUGUAACUGUUUAACGUUCUGCGGCGUCGUCAUCAUUCUAAAACUACUCUCGCUCGCCAGGACUCGGUUAGUCGUUGACCGGCCAUUGGUGCAAACGGCUGCAGCUCGGAGACCGGCUAGAGUCUAGCGCACGGAGCUGCAAACCAGACACUGUGCUGUCAAGGCUUAUUGUUUGAUUUGCAUUGUGGUUACUCUUCGGAGACGCUUUGUUCGCUUCUCGAUUUUUGAUACUUCACUUAAACGUGCCAGAGGAAAAGGGUGCAAAUCAGCAGAUUCAAUAUGUUGCUGGACGUAGCAGAGGGCGAUGUGAUUUCACUUUUGAAGAAGUUGAAGGCGCUUCAGGAAGAGCGUGCUUACACGUAUAAUCUAUUCCAUGAGGGUCACAAGUUGUACCUUGCGUCCGGACCCAACUACAAUUUCACGAAGUUCCGACAGUUGGUACACGACGUUACACAGGAAUUUAAGAGGAUUUCGGAAGGCGUUAUAGCACUUGAGGCGAAACUUCGACCAGUGAACCCCAAGCUGGUUAGAGUCAUUCAACACUUACAGGAGGCUGAAAAGGCAAAACUUCAACUCACUGCACGUCAACAGCUGGCAAUGCAAAGGCUUCAAGACCAGCCAGAUCAGGAAGAAGAAAUCCGGGAGGAGUUAAUGCAGAUUCGAAGUGGCCUAAAUAGCGUGUGUGAGACCAUCACGGAUUGCUGCGAGGAGGCUAAGUACGCGAUGCAUGACUACAUGAACCAGGACGAUUGCAAAGAGCAGGUGCACAUUAACUCAAGAGAAAGGCAUAGGGUAAACUCAUACGUACCCGUUUAAAUAGCCCUGAAAUACUGCUCAGACAAAAGAUUUGCCACGAUAAGCUCCAUGGCUAGCAAUAAACUGAGUACUAAUGGCAGUACAAAGAUUCUCAUUCAUGUGAACGAAAUGCACUAUAGGCUCUAAAAGACGCUAGUGAUGCACAUUAUAUGCAUAUAACAGAAUGGUAACUACAUCAAUAGCAAUGUACAUUAAAAUCUACAAACAGGAAAUUUCGGAUUCUCAAACGGCAGUAAAUAAAAAAACAUUACCGUCAAGGGUAUCCGCAAAUAGAACGGUAUGAACACGCGAACAACUAACUAUAUUUCAAAGAACGGAACUUUUUUGUGACUGACUAGACAAUUCACCAGACACAUGGUUGAAAGCGUAUAGACGACUGCACGUUUAAUUUACGUUUUUUUUUUGAAAUCAUCUGGCGAGCGAGCGUCAAAAGCGCCAUUUUAAGGGCGUCCCGCAUCGAUGUAAUCUCAUCAUGGUGAUGAAGCGACGAGCACGUUCAUAAAUAAGCCGGGCUAACAAAAAAAAAUGAUCGUGUAAUAAUUAAUAAACUGUACCGAACUUGUGUUCUCU